AUCGUCCCUAAAGUCCGUUCUUAAAUCAAGAGAGGGCCCAAACACGCGAGCUAGUCUUCCUCCUCUUCCUUCAACUCUCUAGGGCUCCGUCUCCGAACGUCACCUCUCCGGCCAUCCAUAUCGCCGGCGAUCGCAGGCUAGCCAUUGAUAUCGGGUCAGGUGACUCUAUAAUGAACUAUAGAUGGCGCAGCUCGAGCAUUCAGGAUGCACCGCCAGAUGAGGGAGAAAAAGAUGCUAUGGAUGAUGAUUUCAGAGAGGACUUUCGACUGCCGAUCAAUCACCGGCCGACCGAAAAUGUCGAUUUGGAUGAUGUGGAGCAAGCAUCCCUGGACACACAUCUCACAUCAUCUAAUAUUGGUUUUAGACUUCUCCAGAAAAUGGGGUGGAGUGGAAAAGGCCUUGGGAAGGAUGAGCAAGGAAUAACUGAACCAAUUAAGUCGGGAAUGAGAGACCCAAAAUUAGGCAUUGGAAAGCAAGAAGAGGACGAUUAUUAUACUUCCGAAGAAAAUAUUCAGCGGAGAAAACUUGAGAUUGAGAUUGAGGAAACUGAGGAGCAAUUGAAGAAGCGGGAGGUCAUAGCAGAACGUGAGCACAAAAUCCAGAGUGAGGUCAAAGAAAUACGCAAGGUUUUUUAUUGUGAUCUUUGCAACAAGCAAUACAAAUUGGCGAUGGAAUUUGAAGCUCAUCUAAGUUCAUAUGAUCACAACCAUAGAAAGAGAUUUAAAGAAAUGAGAGAAAUGCAUGGUGCUAGCAGUCGUGAUGAUCGUCAAAAAAGAGAACAGCAGCGUCAGGAGAGGGAGAUGGCAAAAAUUGCAGAUGCCCGUAAGCAGAAACAACAACAGGAGGAACCUGGGCCAUCUCCAAUUCCAGCACCAACAAGAAGUGCUACUGCACUUGUUGAUCAGGAUCAGCGGAAAGUGUUAAAAUUUGGUUUUUCUUCGAAAACCGGAACCUCCAAGAACUCAGUCAGUAGUGCCCCGAAGAAGCCGAAAGUAGUUGCUUCAGUUUUUGGCAAUGACAGCGAUGAUGAGUAGCAUUAGUCGAUGCUUAAAGCUGAGUUAGUCCAUCUAUUGUGGGCAAACAGGCUUUUGCUGAGGAAGUAUCACCUAUUUUAUGGUGCUCUUGUGGUCUGUAACUUUGUAUUGUUUUAGCACUUUUAAGGACAAAUUCGAACAUGCCUCUUUACUGAUAUUUGUAUCUAAAGAAGUUGUCGUUAUUCUUUCAAUUGAAGGGUACUGUUUGAGAUUU
This is a messenger RNA of Rhodamnia argentea, 1248 nucleotides long. Its product is annotated as G patch domain-containing protein 8. The transcript is spliced from 8 exons. The record is from RefSeq and is a predicted model, not a curated record. Gene Ontology annotation, molecular function: nucleic acid binding. NCBI's taxonomy places the organism in Eukaryota, Viridiplantae, Streptophyta, Magnoliopsida, Myrtales, Myrtaceae. Bases 171 to 1034 code for a protein of 287 amino acids.